Caenorhabditis briggsae is the source of this 552-nucleotide messenger RNA. The transcript has 4 exons. Gene Ontology annotation, biological process: sensory perception of chemical stimulus. NCBI's taxonomy places the organism in Eukaryota, Metazoa, Nematoda, Chromadorea, Rhabditida, Rhabditidae. The record is from RefSeq and is a predicted model, not a curated record. Gene Ontology annotation, cellular component: membrane. Bases 1 to 552 code for a protein of 183 amino acids. Gene Ontology annotation, molecular function: transmembrane signaling receptor activity.
AUGUUUCUUUUUGGUUUGGCUUCAAUGAGUGUGCCGAUUGUUUUAACCUGGAACCAUCUAAACGUGCCAGGAUACGUUACAUUCAAUAAAUUAACACAACGUUGGGAUUUCAUUGGCGAAGUGACUUUGAAAGACAGUUUUUUGUUUUUAAACUAUUUCAUGGCGGUUUUUUCUGUGUUGUCAUUAAUUAUCAAUAGUAUAUUAUUAAAGUUCAUAUGCUGUGCCGCACAGUUCAACAAGAAAAAACAAGUGGAGAUUCACUUAAUAGUAUUCACUUUCAUCGAAGCUAUUGUUCAAUGCGCUGGAGUAGCAAUCAGUUUCGCAAGAGUCUUCGAUGAGGACCAACAUCUCGCUGAUUACGCAUUCUAUUUACCGUAUGUCAGUGACGCUCUCAGCAUGCAUCAAGCUGUUUUGCUGUUCUGUUUCAGUGUGAAUUUGCGGAGACAAAUCUUGGGAGCAAUACUGUGUCGCAAGAAAAAUUUAGUUAUUGAGCCUGCCCAUUAUCAAGCGAACAGAGCCCGAAUUAUGAAGGAAAUGCCUUCCGUUGGCUGA